GUUGAGCCGAGGCAUAGAGAUGGGCUAGCGGCCGACGUGAGGCCGAGCGGGAAAUGCUCUCGUGGGGCCGGAGUCUGGGUAUGUGUGAGCGCAAGUCCUCACCCGCUCCCAAGUAAGCCUCGGAAUCUCGGCUGAGCAUCACUUCUCUGUAGGCCGCUAGCCCAGGUGCAGAAUGAGCACAUGUUGUUGGUGUACACCAGGUGGCAUUUCCACCGUUGACUUCCUGCAGCGCUAUGCGUCCAGGACCCACUCUGGCGAGUUUCAAACAGCUGAUGAAGACCUCUGCUACUGCUUAGAGUGUGUGGCCGAAUACCACAGAGCAAGGGACGAUUUACCAUUCCUGCAUGAGGUUUUAUGGGAAUUAGAAACCUUACGUCUCAUAAAUCAUUUUGAAAAAUCCAUGAAGGCAGAAAUUGGAGACGAUGAUGAAUUGUAUAUAGUAGACAACAAUGGAGAGGCACAGCUGUUUGACUUUACUGGCCAAGACUUUGAAAAUAAGCUUCGAGUUCCUCUUCUUGAAAUACUGAAAUAUCCUUAUCUGCUUUUACAUGAGCGUGUUAAUGAAUUAUGCGUUGAAGCACUUUGUCGGAUGGAACAAGCUAAUUGCUCCUUUCAGGUUUUUGACAAGCAUCCGGGCAUCUAUUUGUUUCUGGUCCAUCCCAACGAAAUGGUUCGGCGUUGGGCUAUCCUGACCGCAAGAAAUUUGGGAAAAGUGGACAGAGAUGAUUAUUAUGACUUGCAGGAGGUUUUGACUUGCCUUUUUAAAGUCAUUGAGUUGGGGCUUUUGGAAAGUCCAGACAUUUAUACUUCUUCUAUCCUCGAGAAGGGUAAACUGAUUCUUCUGCCCUCACACAUGUAUGAUACCACCAACUACAAAAACUAUUGGUUAGGUAUAUGCAUGUUGCUGACCAUUCUGGAGGAGCAGGCCAUGGACUCACUGUUGCUGGGCUCAGACAAACAGAAUGAUUUCAUGCAGUCAAUACUUCACACCAUGGAGAGGCAAUCAGAUGAUGAUAGUGUGGAUCCUUUCUGGCCAGCGUUACACUGUUUCAUGGUGAUUCUGGAUCGCCUCGGAUCCAAGGUUUGGGGUCAGCGUAUCGAUCCUAUUGAGGCAUUUCAGACCAUUAUCAACAAUGUGAGCUACAAUAAGGAGAUCCAGAAUAUACGGAACAGCUCCGUGAGGACCAAGUUAGAACCGGAGUCAUAUUCGGGUGAUAUGGUGACUUGCAGCCAGAUUGUAUACAAUUAUAAUCCCGAAAAGACCAAAAAGGAUUCGGGGUGGAGAUCAGCCAUUUGCCCAGAUUAUUGUCCUAACAUGUAUGAAGAGAUGGAAACAUUAGCCAGUGUGCUUCAGUCCGAUAUUGGUCAAGACAUGCGUGUUCAUAACAGCACUUUUCUGUGGUUCAUCCCUUUUGUUCAGUCCCUCAUGGACCUUAAGGAUUUGGGUGUGGCGUAUAUAGUGGAGGUCAUUCAUCAUCUGCACUCCGAAGUCAAAGAUGUCCUCAACCAAACAGACGCUGUGUGUGACAAAGUUACUGAAUUUUUUCUUCUAAUUUUGGUGUCUGUGAUUGAGCUGCAUAGACAUAAAAAAUGUCUGCAUCUGCUGUGGGUUAGUUCCCAGCAAUGGGUAGAAGCCGUUGUAAAAUGUGCCAAGCUUCCUACCACUGCAUUUGCACGGAGUUCUGAGAAGUCAUCUGGAAAUUGCUCCAAAGGAACAGCAAUGAUAUCAUCUCUGUCAUUGCAUUCAAUGCCAUCGAAUUCUGUACAGCUGGCUUGUGUCCAGCUGAUUAGAAGUCUCCUUAAAGAAGGUUAUCAGCUUGGGCAGCAAACUCUAUGUAAGCGAUUCUGGGAUAAGCUCAACUUAUUUCUGCGUGGAAAUUUAUCGCUAGGUUGGCAGUUGACUACUCAGGAAACCCAUGAAUUACAAACUUGUUUAAAGCAAAUUAUUAAAAACAUAAAAGUCAAAGUACCUCAAUAUAACACUUUUGUGGAUCUGAGUCCUGCAUGUAAAAGCUCUCCUGCAUCUUACAGUAAAGAAGAAAAUGAACAAAUAGAUAGGAAGUCUAAUAAAGACCUGCCCUGUCUAGAAAGCUCCAGCCCAACAUUUCCUAAAGAACCAAUGAAAGCGGAGACCUAUCAGAUGCAAGAGAAUAUAUUGAUCAAAGCAAGUAACACUAUAGAAGAGGAUAAUGAGCAAAAUUUUAUAAAAGACUGGAAACUAGAAGAUCAUGUCCCAGCCGAGUCAUGCAUAAAGAAGAGUAGUAAAAACCUUUUCACUGAAAAAGGUCAAGAUCAAGUUAAAAGAAGUACAGGGAAGCAGAAGUCUGUGAAAGAGAAUUGUACUUCAAGGAAUGAUCCAGAAAGGGGAUGUGACAGAGGAAUAAUCAUGUCAACACGUUUGUUAACCAGCUCUAGCACUGAAUCUCUGGAGAAGGCAUCCACAUCAACUGAGAAUUUCUCUUUCAAGGAUGAUGCUCUUGGCAAAACCUCAAAAUCAAAAACUAAGGCACGUAAAGAUGAAAUCUGUGCUAAGUUAUCACAUGUAAUAAAGAAGCAACACAGGAAAGGUACUUUGGUCAGUAAUACUGGCAAUUUAGAGGAAAACCUGGCUGUGUCUAACAUUGACCGUUUCUAUUCAAGGAAAGAUUCAGGAGGUCAGAAAGGGGACGGCUUCAUGCACAAUCUCUCUUUAGAUCCUAAUGGCAUUCUGGAUGAUAAAAAUGGGGAACAAAAAUCUCAAAACAGUUUACUGCUGAAAAAGAAGCCACUGAAGAGUGAAGAGUUAGAUGUUUUCUCUUCUCAUGAAAACAGCUAUCAAAUGCAGGAAUGUCACAUUGAUGAUAAAGAUUUGGUCUCAUUUACGGAAGUGACCAACACUUUUGUGAAGAAAACUUCUCCCUUCAAAGAUCCUGUGACUGUUUUUGAAUCAAGAGAUAAGGAAAGUAGCAAGAACAGUAGUCCGUUGUCUUCUCACUUGAGAGAACAGGCUCUUGGCCUAAGUCCUCAGUCUGACACCUUAACAGAUUCUCAGGUAGACAGAGACCUCCACAAGUUAUCUUUACUAGCUCAGGCCAGUGUUAUUAAGUUCCCAUCAGAUUCAACUCAAAAAAGCUCAUGCCAGCUACAAAGAAGAGUGAAGGAUGACAGAAGGUGUUUCCUGGCUGACCAGAAUAAUACUGGGGAAGCCUGCCGGGGCCAGAUUAUUAUUAUUUCAGAUUCUGAUGAUGAUGACGAUGAUGAUGAAAUUCUGGGUUUUGAGAGACCUAUUAAGCAAGAUAAAAUAGGCAUCAAGAAUGAAUGUCCGGAGCAGCAUACUUCAAUAGCUAGUGCGAAUGUGGAAAAGAAGCUAAUAAAGGAAGAGGAGACAAAGUCCCUCUUGCAGUUUGAGGAAUCGGAUUCUCAGUUUUUUGAGUUUGAAAGUCCAUGUGAAGUGUUUUCUGUUUGGCAAGAUCAGGAACCAGACAAGAAUUCAGUUCAAGAGAAUGAGAAAAAUUCUUUUUCAGCUGACAUAGCUGAUAUCACAAAUGAUUGGGGUUAUGAGACAGAUUAUGUAUCUGAAGAGGUUAUUAAGAAAGUAGCAGAAGGCAUUGAAAAACACACAGAACCGCAGAGCAGUAUUUCUGUUGGGGAAAUUCGUGAAAUUGAAGUAAAAAAACGUAAGCGAAAACGAUUUGAAAAACCUAUGGCUGAAGAUCGUCCAAGACCUUCACCUUCUGAUAGAAAUGAGGACCAGCCUGAUAUUCUUAAUGAGAGGAGUCUGACUAAAAAUGAUUUUAAAAGUAUGGACCUAAGGACAAGUCCCAGUUCAAGUGUUCAGAGAGACAAAGACACUACGGUUGCACUAAAGAAGUCUUCUCCAAAACUUCGUACUUAUUCCAGACCCAUUAGGAGAGUCCCACUUUCUAAAACUCCUAAGAAAGCGCAUUCAGAUACCAAGAAAGGGCAGAAUAAAAGUUCAAAUUACAUAAGUUGUAGGACAACUCCUGCUAUAGUUCCACCAAAGAAAUUGCGCCAGUGCCCUGAACCAACUUCAAAGGUUGAGAAACUUGGUCUAAAGAAGGCUCCUCGUAGGGCAUUUGAGUUGUCUCAGCGAUCUCUAGAUUAUUUAGUUAAGUUACGCCGCCAUGGCACAAGUGUUGGAGUGGUUGAUACUAGAAAAAAGACUAAGUUAAUUUCCCCUCAGACUCUCUCUGUCAAAAAUAAUAAGAAACUGCUGACAAGUCAAGAUCUUCAGUUGCGAAGGCAGAUGAGAUCCAAAUCACAAAAAAAUAGACAAGGACUUUCGGAUUAUGAAAGUAAAGAUACUACAAGAGCAGGGCCGUGUGCAGCACAGAAUUCUGACAUACUUGUCCCAGAAUCAGAUGGUUCAGAUUACAGUUAUAAAGGAGGAACUGAGGCGGUUGCUAACACCACUGGGAAACAAUCAAUAAAACGUGUGUCUUCAGAACCAGAACCCAUGAAAACAAAAUAUGUCUCUCAAGUGACAGAUGAUACUUGCCUCUUGAGCCCCUGUGCUUCUGUUGUGUUAAAUGGAAGAAUACCAACAAAUGAAAUAAAUGUCUCUGCUUCAGCCGACCCCUUAGGUGGAAGUGACCCAACAGUACAUCGUUUAGAGUUGGCAACUUUGAAAGACGGAGAGCUGGACUCGAACAGUGAUACAGAAGAUGAGAAUAUAUUUCUGACACAGCACAAUCCUGAAGAUAUGGAUUUGUGUUCACAGAUGGAGAACGGAAAUGAGAAACUCAUUGAAGUAAUUCGUGGCAAAGAUACAGCACAGGUGGAAGAAGAUUCUCUAAGUCGGCAUCAGUUGGAAUCUUGGAGUAGCACAAAAUGUAAGUACAAAGAUUGUGUUGAAACACCGAAAAACCAGGGUGAAUACUGCGCAAAACACUGUGAAGCCAAAGCGGCCGAUGAAGAUGUAUUUCGUAAACCUGGUUUGCCUCUUUCUGCAUCUAAGCCUUCGAGACCUUCCACUGCUAAGAUUUUUAGCUCAAGUAGUACUUCACGAAUUGCUAAUCUUUCCAAGUCUUUGGAAAGUACCCCUGCACUUCCACCAGCUCUAAAAAAUAAGUCAAGUGGGACACAGGCUGUUUUGAAAGUCCCACAGCCAGCCUCUGUGUUGUCUCCAAAGCCGGUGGGUGAAGUGAAGAGUUUGUGCAAUAUUCUCCAUCCUCAGACUCCAAAUAAUUCCAACAGGCAAGGUUACAAACUAACGUUUGGUGAAAGCAAAUCCUUCUCAGCUUCCACUCCAGUCAACAUUCUCUUGUCAUCACAGUCCAUCUCUGACACCUUUGUCAAAGAGGUUUUAAAAUGGAAAUAUGAAAUGUUUGUGAACUUUGAUCAGUGCGGGCCCCCAGCAAGCCUUUGUCAGUCCAUCUCAAGACCUGUGCCUAUCAGAUUUCAAGAUUGUGGCGAUUAUUUUAAUGUUUUUUUCCCUUUGAUGAUACUGAAUACUUUUGAAACAGUGGCACAGGAGUGGAUCAGCUCUCCAAACAAAGAGAAAUUCUAUCAGCUGCACUUACGAAAAUUUCCUGCUGAUUAUAAAAAAUACUGGGAGUUUGUGGUUCAUCUUGAGGAAUGCGAACUCGCAAAACAACUUCAUCCAAAGGAAAAUGAUUUGGUGUUUUUGAUUCCCGAACGACAAAACGGAGAGAAUAAAGAUACAGAGAGAGAUCACAUGGAAGAUCUCCGUGAUUACCACUGCGCGUAUGUUCAUAAGUUUCGCCGCACUUCCGUCAUGCGCAACGGGAAAUCUGAGUGUUCCCUUUCCAUCCAGAUUCAAGAUAAUUUGCCAGUCAAUUUAAAUGAGCUUGUGAAAUGCAUUGUAAUCAGUUCUCUGGUAACUACACAAAGGAAGUUGAAAGCCAUGUCUUUGUUGAGUGGACGGAACCAACUGGCCAGAGCUGUUCUGAAUCCAAACCCUAUGGACUUCUGUACGAAAGAUUUACUAACUACAACGUCUGAGAGAAUUAUCACCUACUUAAGAGAUUUCAACGAAGACCAGAAGAAAGCGAUAGAAACUGCAUAUGCCAUGGUCAAGCACUCUCCGUCUGUUGCCAAGAUCUGUCUGAUACAUGGACCACCUGGAACAGGAAAAUCAAAAACUAUUGUUGGCCUCCUGUACCGCCUCCUGACAGAGAACCAGAGGAAGGGGCAUUCAGAUGAAAACUCCAAUGCCAAAAUCAAACAAAACCGUGUCCUUGUGUGUGCGCCUUCCAACGCGGCUGUUGAUGAACUUAUGAAAAAAAUCAUCCUCGAAUUUAAAGAAAAAUGUAAAGACAAGAAGAAUCCUUUGGGAAACUGUGGAGAUAUAAAUUUAGUACGUCUCGGUCCAGAAAAGUCUAUUAAUAAUGAGGUCCUAAAAUUCAGUUUGGAUAGCCAAGUUAACCACAGAAUGAAAAAAGACUUACCUUCUCAUGUUCAGGAAAUGCAUAGAAGAAAGGAAUUUCUAGAUCGUCAACUAGAUGAGCUUUCCCGCCAGCGUGCUUUAUGCCGAGGUGGAAGGGAAAUGCAGAGGCAAGAAUUAGAUGAAGAAAUUGCAAAAGUUUCAAAAGAGAGGCAAGAACUAGCUUCUAAAAUUAAAGAGGUUCAAGGGCGCCCACAAAAAACACAGAGCAUCAUCAUCUUGGAGUCCCAUGUCAUCUGCUGCACACUGAGCACGAGUGGUGGCUUACUGCUCGAGUCUGCUUUUCGUGGGCAAGGGGGUGUCCCCUUCAGCUGUGUCAUUGUGGAUGAGGCCGGGCAGUCUUGUGAGGUUGAGACUCUCACUCCACUCAUCCAUCGUUGUAACAAGCUCAUCCUCGUGGGAGAUCCGAAACAGCUCCCUCCCACGGUCAUUUCUAUGAAAGCUCAGGAGUAUGGCUAUGACCAGUCAAUGAUGGCGCGCUUCUACAAGCUGCUGGAAGACAGCGUGGAGCACAGCGUGGUCGGCCGGCUGCCAGUCCUGCAGCUCACCGUUCAGUACCGGAUGCACCCGGACAUCUGUCUCUUCCCCUCCGGCUACGUUUACAACAAAAGCUUGAAGACGAGUAGACAAACUGAAACCAGUCGGUGUUCAUCAGACUGGCCAUUUCAACCUUACCUGGUGUUCGAUGUUGGAGACGGUUCAGAAAGACGGGAUAAUGAGCCGGCAGAAGUCGAUACCGUGGACGGGUUCCAGGGCCGGCAGAAGGACUGCGUCAUUGUCACGUGCGUCAGGGCGAACACCGCGCAGGGCUCAAUCGGGUUUCUGGCGAGUUUGCAGAGACUGAACGUCACCAUCACACGAGCCAAGUACAGCCUCUUCAUCCUCGGACACUUAAGGACCCUCAUGGAGAACCAGCACUGGAACCACCUGAUCCAGGACGCCCAGAAGCGGGGCGCCAUCAUCAAGACGUGUGACAGGAACUACAGGCACGACGCCGCCAAGAUCCUGAAGCUGAAGCCGGUGCUGCAGAGAAGCGUGACGCACCCCCCCGCUGUCGUCCCGGAGGCGUCCAGACCCCCGGGCGGCUUGCCCAGCAGCAGGCUGGACAGCGAGCUCGCCAAGACGUCCUUCACGUCCCUCUACCACACGCCCUCGGACUCCAAGGAGUCUGCUGGUACCGUCACGGCAAAGGACCCUGAAAGGCCCCUUAUUCAGGACCGGCUUCGGGACCCACGACUGCUUAGGAGGCUGGGCCUGGACCCUGAAGCCAGAGGGCCGUGCCUCAGGGAUCCGCAGCCCUCGAGCCCCCAGCAUCCCGGGGCGACACCGCCCUCGGGGGAGCCGGGCUUCCCCGGGAGUCCCCAGGAUCUGGGAGGCGCACAGCCGUCCACUGCCAGGGGGGCCGUUCUGAACAACAACAAACCUCAGGCGCACUAUGAACCUCCAGCUGCUGGGACCGAGGUCUCUGCAAGUAAAAGAAGAUGUGACUGGGAAGAAGGGCUCAGCUCCAGGAGAGAGACGCGGGCUUUCAGUGAGGGGGACCAGGAGAAGUGGAGCCCGGAGAGCCACCACUCGAAGAGGAACCCUGGCUGGGACAAGAGGGGACUGGAGAAGGAGGAUGGCAGCUCAAAGAGAAGAAGGCUUUUAUAGUAAAGCCAGUGGCACAGACUGUCAGCCACCGCGUCGUUGCAGACUUAAGAUGACCAGCUCACGGGACUGUCCAGAUGAGUUUUGUUUUUUUUUUUUUCUUAAAGGAGUUUGCGUGCCAUUGGGAAACAUGGAAAGUGCACCCUGACCCCUGGGCCUCGUGGUCAUCUGCCGUAGCUAUCAGUUGCAGACGCUUUCAAGGGCCUUUGUGUGUCUGCAAUAUUGUCCUUGAAGUCGGAGACUUCGAAUGUUGAUCCCUUGUUCUAAGAUAAGGGGUCAGACGGGGCGGGUGUUGUAGAAGUUGAAAUGUAUAUUUGUAUAGCAAAUAACAAAUCGUUUUAAAAUUUAA
Molecule: messenger RNA, 8402 nt
Organism: Enhydra lutris kenyoni (northern sea otter)
Lineage: Eukaryota; Metazoa; Chordata; Mammalia; Carnivora; Mustelidae
Gene: SETX
Product: senataxin
Exons: 25
Coding region: 173-8056 (2627 amino acids)
Biological process (GO): termination of RNA polymerase II transcription
Cellular component (GO): nuclear body
Molecular function (GO): helicase activity; transcription termination site sequence-specific DNA binding
Source: RefSeq, a predicted model, not a curated record